Messenger RNA from Hippocampus zosterae (dwarf seahorse), 2304 nucleotides. Its product is annotated as lipopolysaccharide-induced tumor necrosis factor-alpha factor homolog. Bases 304 to 834 code for a protein of 176 amino acids. NCBI's taxonomy places the organism in Eukaryota, Metazoa, Chordata, Actinopteri, Syngnathiformes, Syngnathidae. The record is from RefSeq and is a predicted model, not a curated record. The transcript has 5 exons.
GUCACUUGUUUUUCGGUGAAAUGGCCGAGCAAUCGUGUUCUUUUCGAACCGAGUCGUGACUCGGGAAGUCGUCGGCUCUCCGUACCCGUAUGAAUUAAAUAUUUCACGCCUUUACCAUUUCAGACCCAAUUGACUUCAACCUGUUGGGCUCAUUCCAGCUCACCAGUCUAUUCUCCUGCGUCAUCCAAUAUCAUUCCACAAAAUGUCAUUCAGCCUUCGCACGCAAUUUCUCCCCCAAAUGACAUCCUCCCGUUUGAAGGCCGUUUUUCUCCGCAGCUUCCCGCUUGAGCGAACGAUCUGCCGAUGGAACCGCCUUCGUAUGAAGAGGCGACAGCCCAACGACAGCCUCCGCCGUCCUAUGAAGAGACAAUAACUCUGCAGCCGGGUCCAACUUCCAUCUUGAGCGCACCCACCGAGACGCCCAUCCUCACACCGCAAGUCACCUGCGAUCAACCAGGAACUGUCCAGCCGGAUCCGUUUCCCAUCUUGACGACGCCCACCGCCACGACCACCCAGACACCGCGAUUCUCUGUCCCUCAACUGGCAGCGGUCAGCACGGUGCCCGCAGCGCAAGCGGUGGUGACGCAGCCGCAGCCGACCAUUCCCGUCAGUGACCCGCCGAACUCUGACGGUUAUAUUCGAUGUUCAAAAUGUCAGCGGGAAGUCAAGCCCAGAAAAGUCUUUUGCCCGUCAUCAGCUGCCAUCUUCGUCUGUACCAUGACCAUCCUCUCAUGCCUCUUUUGCGGCUGCUGUCUGAUUCCGUUUUUCAUUCCCGGAUGCUGGAAUACGCACUACUUCUGUCCUCAUUGUCGGAAACAUCUUCGACGCAUCUAGGAAGCGCAGUGAGCCAUAGCCGAUGGCUCACGGGUGGGCUAAUGACUGGUAUCAACCGCUGUGCGGACCUUUUUGCUAGUUUGUCAAACCACUGAGGAACAAAUCAAGUGUCAUGAUUUCUGAUUGUGUCAAGUUUCGGCUUGUGACCAACAGGUGGCACUGUUGGGCUCUCGCUGCAGCUGCACACCUGUGGGUCGCUAGCUAAUUAGCUGUAUAAAAGGACUCCCACCCGACCACUCAUUGACGCGGGUCAUUGUUUCCUUCUGUCAUGUUUCGGUCACUAUUAUGUUUUAGCUUCAGUCAUGAUUUUUUUGUUUGAUACUUUGGACUUUGUUUGUUUUGGAUUUACAGUGGUUUUCUCUGUAUUUUAUCAAUACAACUCUAGUACAACCUGCUCCUCCCUCCUGCCUACUUUUUGGGGUCCACCAGCACCUCGCAACGGGACAGAUUGCUGGUAUAAAAUAUGCAAAGCUUGAGUUUUUUUGCAUGUAAAUUAUAUUCUUGUUUUCAACUGUAUGUUUUAUUCUUAAUGAUUAUGUGUAAUUGUAAUUUUACACAUAUGUUUAUGAUGGUUGCCGAGACGAGAUCCAGGGCCUUGGGCAAAUGAAAGUCCAGAAGCUUAGCUAGAUGAGGAGUGAGACCUGAGACCCGAGACCUUGGGCUGAUUUGGAAGGAGAUUGUGAGUCUUGGCCAAACAACGAUGCAGAUUCAGGACCUUAGCUGAGAAGAUCCGGAGCCUAGAGUGAGGAAGGGGGCACAUCCAGAACCUUGGGCCUAUAAGAAGACGGAUCCAGGACUUUGGGGUAUCGCCCAGGAGACACAUUUGAUACUUUGAGGCUGAAGAAGAAGCAGUGCCACGGCGUUACUGCUGAUAGGGAGACGGCACUAGAAGAGAUUGCGUUUAUUUGCACGUGCAAUCACUGCAUUGUGAUAUCAUUGUUGUUGCACGCAAUAAUAACAAAUAAUUGUUAUUGUUUCAAAAAAGUGUUUCUGUGCAUUUCCCCGUUUGGGCUCCGCUGUUUCGCUAUGAUAACAUCAAAUUAUGUUCCAAUUUUUUUUUUUAAUCAGGGUCUUUCUAUGUGUACAUCUGUUUCUAUAAAAUUUGAGUUUUCAUGCGGCUGGCAGUUAUCACUCAAUCACUUUUAUGAUUAUUCUCAGCAUCAGCAAUGAUAGUCAUGCAAAUAAUUCAUAAAUGCUUGAAUCUCACGGCUUUUGUGAAUUGCUUAUUCUUGAGUUCCAGUCUAAGUAACAGAUUUGAUAUUCUUAUUUCAUCAUUGAGAAAGAAAAUGCUUGCUUUCUUGAAAAUGUCAUUAGUUUUAGGUUAUAUUGUACUGUUUGUUUUUUCUUUACUCAAAACAACUGCCAGCUCUGGAAAACACCCUGUAAAAAUAUAUAUUUUUUUGGUCUCCAUUGCAUGUACUUUCUUAUUGUCCCCAUUAAAAGUUGUAUUCUAAGUUGAAGCUAAAUAUU